Rotaria sordida is the source of this 474-nucleotide messenger RNA. The record is from the annotation of a GenBank genome assembly. Lineage: Eukaryota; Metazoa; Rotifera; Eurotatoria; Philodinida; Philodinidae.
AUGUCACUCGAAAAAGCAGCACUUGAAAUCAAACGUAAGUCAAACAGAAUGAGUAAAAAUGUUUUCACCGAUUUUCCUGUUUACACUGCUAUUGCGUACAUCAAAAAAAAAGAAAGAAAUAUAUGAAAGAAUAAACUAUUAAAAAUGAUUUAUUGCAUAUUUCAGUCAGAUUUCUGACAAGAUAUGUCACUGAAACCUAUAGAAUGAAGCUAUGAAAGGUUUUUCUGUGAAUCUCAGAAACAUGAGUUUAUUGAUUAAAGGCAAUCAACACAAUGUAAUUAAGAUAGUCUUCGACGUUUUCUAUAUUUGACUUGUUUCCAAGUAGUGACUGUGCAUGUACGAUUUGGUUUGGGUAUUAGAAUAAAAGAGUAGUUCACAUUCACAUCUACAAAAUUAAAUAGAUUUAUUUGUAACAAUACAUUCACAAUAGACUUCUGCGUGACCACGAUUUUUCAGUCACGUCACGUCACGGUC